CCUUACCAUAAACCUCAUGCCUACAGGAUGCUUCUGGGGGACAGAUCGAUCCUUCUUUAGUCCCUUACAAAGGGGAAAAAAUCCCCCAGCAAAACACCUCUUGAGAUGAACUAGAACAGCAUCGUUGUCUGGCUAGCUGGAUUUCAUGUACUACAAUGAAGAUACUGGUUUUCACUGGGCUGCUCUCUCUUGCCUCCAGUCUUUUCACAACAGUUUGCUUCUGAAUUCCAGUUUCAAGAUGCAUGCUGUAAGCUUUACAUGAAGUCUCUUUACAUUAACCACAGUCAUGUGUUUUAUCCAUGAAGUGACAAGGAUAGUGCUGCUGUUUGCUUUGGAAAUUCUGAUCAAGCCUAGACCAAGGCUGCUGCUUAUACCAUGAAUUACCAACAUUGCUGCUACUGGGAAAAGCCCUCUACAGCUUCAGAAUUUUCACUGAAUGGCUCCACAAUUAAAACGGUGUCUCUUAUCAAGACUUUCCGUGGAAUUUCAGCAAGAGACUACGAUUACAUCCCCCCUUACGCUAUAGAAGGGGAGACAACGACCAUCCAUAUCAGAGAACAUGAAUGCUCUUCAAAAAAGUCAAAUGACUCCACUUUAAUAGAAGUGAACAACACUACGCGGGAGUACCUAACUGGGUCUCUGAGCACCAAGCUAAUACCCGCUGUCUACCUCAGUGCUGUUUUAUUGGGCGUACCGUCUAAUGCCAUCAUUUUGUGGAUGCUGCUCUUCAGGAUCCGGUCUGUGUGCACUGCCAUCCUCUACACAAACUUGGCGGUUUCAGACCUGCUCUUCUGCAUCAUGCUGCCCUUCAAAAUAGCGUACCACAUCAACGGGAACAACUGGAUUUUUGGGGAAAUGAUGUGUCGAACUACCACUGCGGUGUUUUACGGCAACAUGUACUGCUCUAUUCUGCUGCUUACGUGCAUCAGCGUCAGCCGCUACGUGGCCAUCGUUCACCCCUUCACCUACAAAAGCCUGCCGAAACGUGCCUAUGCCAUCGCGGUCUGUGCUACUGUGUGGACCAUCGUCUUUCUGUACAUGCUCCCACUUUGCAUUAUGCAGCAAAGCUAUUAUGUGAAACAACUGGGCAUUUAUACCUGCCAUGAUGUGCACAAUGCCUGUGAAACAAUAUCUUCCUUCCAGUUCUACUACUAUGUUUCUUUAGCUAUCUUUGGGUUUUUAAUACCUCUUGCAAUUAUUGUUUUUUGCUAUGUCUCAAUUAUACAAACACUCAAGACUCAUGAAUGGUUCUGGUACGUUAAAGUCAGUCUUUUGAUCCUUACCAUCUUUGCUAUUUGCUUUGUGCCAAGCAAUAUUAUCCUCAUUAUCCAUCACAUCAGCUAUUACUAUUACAACACAGAUGGCUUGUAUUCUUUUUAUCUAAUUGCUUUAUGCCUUAGCAGCUUAAACAGUUGUCUUGAUCCUUUCCUUUAUUUUCUGAUGUCAAAAAUUAGAAGUCAAUCCAAUAUUUAUCUAACAAUGGUUAAAAUAUCCAGGGAAAAAUGAAUUUAGUUCUAUUUUUGUAUUAUUGGAAUUACAGUUUUAUAUAACGUUAACCUAGGCCACCACAAACCUCAGGUGCAACAAUUAAAAAAUUAAAAGGUGUUAAAACCCCCACAAUCUCAUUAAAAUAUAUUCAGAAAUACACUUCUCCGGCUCUAAUUUUAUCAUGUGUAUUGCAACAUCUGGUGUACUUAGAUUCAGGGAAGUGGCUCCACCCCUCCAUUUCCUUCUGAGAUGACAACUUUCACGGCCACGGAGAAGAAACCAGAGUAUCAGUCACCACAGCCUCUGAAUACCAGAAGAGGAAUCAAUAUCCAAACAACAAUUUUAGGCCCAUUCAUGGUUUCCAAAUACUUCAUAUCAGGUCUCAGCCCACAAUCACUGCAGGAAGCUUUUGGCCCAGUGGAAAUAGGAACAAGUAAAAGCACUUUGUACGUGCCCAGGAGCUGUUGAGUUUUGCAGAAGCUCCCUGUCACAUAGCCAAGAGCAAAUACUGCCCUGGAUGUUGGAAAUAAAGAGCCAGAGUCCCCGUAGGUUCAAGGAGCGGUAAAUCUACAGCCAUAGACAUGGAGUCCAACACUUCCAAGGUAGCAUCUGCUGUGAGGCUGCUUAACCAGCUUUGCACUGGAGACUCGUUCUUCCGCUCUGUCAGCGCCUGCUCUCCUCUAGACCGUGAGGAUUGCUGGGAGCUAACCCUUAUCAGUGUGAAUCCAGGCAUGUAUUAUUCUUGCUUGGUAAGCAAAGCAGGGAAGCUGUUUUGCAGUAUUCUCUAUUUCCACAUCCUCACAGGAAAUACCUACAGUGUUACAAACACUGAAGCUCGUUACGAUUGAUUGUCCACAUUAGUAAAGGGCCAGCUUUUACGUUUACAGAAAUUCAAAAGCUACGUAUAUAUAUUGAGUGUAAGUUCCCACAAAAUGAGAUCAGUGGUUGGCAUUUGUAUCUGUAAGUGUUGUGUGUAAGACAGUGAUGAGAAAAAGCGUUUUAUAUCAGUUUGAUAGUAGUACUGUAAAAAACUUUACUUAAAUAAAAUCAUUUGCACUGGAAAAUGCCUUCAAAGAAUUUGCAGCCGACUAAGACUCUCCCUCUUCUAUUUUUUCUGGCUCCUAAUUUAAGUUAGGUUUAAUCAUGCCAUUCCCUCAAUAUGCACAACAGCAGAUUUUAAAGAUAACUUUAAAAUAAUCCAGAUGUUUUAAAACUGUUGUAAAUAAAAAAUGUGAACCUAACUGUAAAACCAGUGUGCCUAUCACUCAAAAAAUAAAAUAACACAGGAACC
Grus americana (Whooping crane) is the source of this 2779-nucleotide messenger RNA. RefSeq names its product coagulation factor II thrombin receptor like 2 (gene F2RL2). Gene Ontology annotation, cellular component: membrane. Gene Ontology annotation, molecular function: thrombin-activated receptor activity. The coding region runs from base 376 to 1506 and encodes 376 amino acids. NCBI's taxonomy places the organism in Eukaryota, Metazoa, Chordata, Aves, Gruiformes, Gruidae. The record is from RefSeq and is a predicted model, not a curated record. Gene Ontology annotation, biological process: blood coagulation; thrombin-activated receptor signaling pathway; positive regulation of Rho protein signal transduction. The transcript is spliced from 4 exons.